Molecule: messenger RNA, 298 nt
Organism: Staurois parvus
Lineage: Eukaryota; Metazoa; Chordata; Amphibia; Anura; Ranidae
Source: the annotation of a GenBank genome assembly
CUGUUCUAAGAGGAUGCAAAACCCUUGACCUCUGUCUGGACAGUGCUGACUGGCCCUUUGCUGAUCGCAUGCACUCUCCCAAGCAAAAAAAAACUUCUCUAGCAAUGCACACCAAACUGAGCAUGUGCAGAAUGGCUAUGGGUUCAGUCUGUCUUAUGAGUAGAAGAGGAGGAUCAGAGAAGACAAGAUCAAACUGCCUUUUUACGCAAUGCAGAGAAAUAAUCCCUUAGGUUCCACAGUGAGUAUAACAAGCAUGCUUUACUGCAUAUACAGACUGAUUUUACUGUUGUGGGUUUAG